CAAACACACGCACACACACGCGCACACACAGAGUCAUGUGAUUUCCAGUAACUGCAGGAUCAGAAAGUGAAAGCGUUCAGACCAUAGACUAGAGGUUCAGACUUAAUUCUAACUACAAGGAGCAGAGAGAGGAAACGUGAAGUCUGAGGCUGCUCACAGUCAGGGUCAGUGUUUUUCCUCUCAGACUGAAGAUGAGUGGUCAUCCGGAGGACAGAGCAGAGUCUGCAGUGUUCAGCUGGGUGUCUCUGAAGAGUGACCAGUCAAAAGGACUUCCUGUCAGUACUAAACCUGGACCCUCAAACACAAAACUCAUUGGUUGUGGACUCUCAGAGACUCAUUGUGAAGUUGUGGCCUCAGCUCUGAAGUCAGACCCCUCACAUCUGAGAGAACUGGAUCUCAACAGCUUGCAGGAUUCAGGAGUGGAGCUGCUGUGUUCUGGACUGGAGAGUCCAAACUGUCGACUGGAGACUCUAAGGUUGUGGAAAUGCAGACUGUCUGGGAUCAGCUGUUCUUCUCUGGCUUCAGCUCUGAGGUCAAACCCCUCUCAUCUGAGAGAACUGGAUCUGAGGAACAACAACCUGCAGGAUUCAGGAGUGGAGCUGCUGUGUUCUGGACUGGAAAGUCCAGACUGUAGACUGGAGACUCUGAGGUUGGAGAGCUGCAGACUUGAACAGAUCAGCUGUGUACAUCUGGCUUCAGCUCUGAGCUCAAACCCCUCUCAUCUGAGAGAACUGGAUCUGAGGGACAACAACCUGCAGGAAUCAGGAGUGGAGCUGCUGUGUUCUGGACUGGAAAGUCCAGACUGUCGACUGGAGACUCUGAGGUUGAAGAGCUGCAGACUGGAAUAUAUCAGCUGUUUACAUCUGGCUUCAGCUCUGAGAUCAAACCCCUCUCAUCUGAGAGAACUGGAUCUGAGGGACAACAACCUGCAGGAUUCAGGAGUGGAGCUGCUGUGUUCUGGACUGGAAAGUCCAGACUGUAGACUGGAGACUCUGAGGUUGGAGAGCUGUAGACUGUCAGGGAUCAGCUGUGUACAUCUGGCUUCAGCUCUGAGCUCAAACCCCUCUCAUCUGAGAGAACUGGAUCUGAGGGACAACUACCUGCACGAAUCAGGAGUGGAGCUGCUGUGUUCUGGACUGGAAAGUCCAAACUGUAGACUGGAGACUCUGAGGUUGGAGAGCUGCAGACUUGAACAUAUCAGCUGUGUACAUCUGGCUUCAGCUCUGAGGUCAAACCCCUCUCAUCUGAGAGAACUGGAUCUGAGGAACAACAACCUGCAGGAUUCAGGAGUGGAGCUGCUGUGUUAUGGACUGGAAAGUCCAGACUGUAGACUGGAGACUCUGAGGUUGGAGAGCUGCAGACUUGAACAGAUCAGCUGUGUACAUCUGGCUUCAGCUCUGAGCUCAAACCCCUCUCAUCUGAGAGAACUGGAUCUGAGGGACAACAACCUGCAGGAAUCAGGAGUGGAGCUGCUGUGUUCUGGACUGGAAAGUCCAGACUGUCGACUGGAGACUCUGAGGUUGAAGAGCUGCAGACUGGAAUAUAUCAGCUGUUUACAUCUGGCUUCAGCUCUGAGAUCAAACCCCUCUCAUCUGAGAGAACUGGAUCUGAGGGACAACAACCUGCAGGAUUCAGGAGUGGAGCUGCUGUGUUCUGGACUGGAAAGUCCAGACUGGAGACUGGAGACUCUGAGGUUGGAGAGCUGCAGACUUGAAUAUAUCAGCUGUUUACAUCUGGCUUCAGCUCUGAGGUCAAACCUCUCUCAUCUGAGAGAACUGGAUCUGAGGGACAACAACCUGCAGGAUUCAGGAGUGGAGCUGCUGUGUUCUGGACUGGAAAGUCCAGACUGUAGACUGGAGACUCUGAGGUUGGAGAGCUGCAGACUUGAAUAUAUCAGCUGUUUACAUCUGGCUUCAGCUCUGAGGUCAAACCCCUCUCAUCUGAGAGAACUGGAUCUGAGGGACAACAACCUGCAGGAUUCAGGAGUGGAGCUGCUGUGUUCUGGAUUGGAAAGUCCAGACUGUCGACUGGAGACUCUGAGGUUGGAGAGCUGCAGACUGUCAGAGAUCAGCUGUUCUUCUCUGGCUUCAGCUCUGAGGUCAAACCCCUCUCAUCUGAGAGAACUGGGUCUGACUAACUACAACCUUCAGGACUCAGCAGUGAAGGAGCUGCUUGAUCUAAAGCAGAGUUCAGGCUGUCGACUGGAGACUGUGAGAUGGAGCUUGUGAUCUUUGUGAAGGUGAAUGUGAAGAGGACAGUGUGUGUGGACGGAGACUGAGCUGUGUCCUGAUGAUCCACAGAGGCUGAAGCAGCAGCAGCUUGUGUGCGGUCUCCAAUUUACACAACCCCUAAUCUGCAUGUGUUUAUGAGAUGAAGCCGGAGCACCUGUUUAAAACACGGGGAGAACGUGCCAUCUCCACACAGGAAGACCCCAUCUGAACCGGAUUCAAACCAGGACCCUUCUUGCCCCUAAAUCUUUCCCCAAUUGUGUUUAUUCACAUGAAGAAUAUGUUUAUUGAAAUGACACAACACCAAGCAGAAUAGAUAAACACUCUAUAAAGAGUCACAUAUAGUGUAUUUAAAUUUGCCUUAUUAUUUUCCACCUUUGUCCCUCAGUAUAUCUCUGUGGCAGUUGCCCUUGCCACGGGUCCCUCCCACACACAGCCAGAGACGGAAGUGUUGCUUUUUGACAUACUUUAUUAUCACCACACAUAAACUUAAUCACACACAAAGCAGACUUGCUUUCCAGCUUCGUCCGGGCAUCUCUCAGAGAGUGUCUGGGAUUCUCUCCAGUGUCUGAGUCUCUCAGUUCCCCCGCUGCCUUUUAAACGUGAGGACCAAUCAGCUAACAGCUCUCAACUGCCCUGAUUGAUCCUCUGUGGUGCAGGUGAGGGUGCUCUCCUAGCCCCCUCACCUCCACAAUUUCCAUGUGGGUAUAACCCAAUUCUUUGUAUAUGUUGGUUUAUGAACUUAAAAUUCCUGGUUUCACGUCACAAAUUGAAACACAUAUAAAUAACUUUGAGUUUAAAAUAAGAGUUUUGUCUUUUUGUCUUAGGCCAGGUUUAAUUUUAGGUUAGUGCAGUGAUUCUCAAACUGUGUGGCGUGUAAUGCCUAUGUGCCCCACUGGUGGGGCGCAUAGGCAUUACAGGUGGGGCGCGCGACCGGGAGGGGGAAAUGUGAGGCGUAACUAAUGUUAUGACGUCGGCAUCUCUUUAACGUUGGAACAGUAAAUAAAUCGUUCUUUCGCCGUAGCCAGGGGUCAGCAACCUGCGGCUCUGCAGCGGCUCCCUGUACAGUAUUGUGCGGGCGAAUGCGUGUGUGUGUGUGCGCGUUUGCCCCCAGACAGCACACACACACACACAGGCCCCACUCAUUCGCUCAGAGAGACACACAGUGAGAUCAGAGCUCGUUCCCGUGAAGCAGCCGGUCAGUGACAAACAAGAGACAGUGUUCAAACACCAAAUUGAAAAGAAAGUUUGAUGAAACCUGUCUUGCUCUUGGGUUCACAGUGAAUGAAGGAGGACAUGAGGAGACCAGUGUGUAUUUUAAGUCUAAAACUCUGGCAGCUGACAGUAUGAGACCCAACAAAUUAAGAAGACACUUAGAAACAUUACACACCACUCACAUGCAUGUGUUCUUUUUGGUUGAGCUUUAUCAUCGUUGUAACAAAGUGAUUAUAAUUUAAUACAUUUUUUUUCUAUUUUUGAAAAAGUACAGACCGAUGGAGGAAUGUAGUGAUAAAUGUCACCGAAAGUACUUAAAUUAAGUUGAAUUUAACCAAAGUUAUUGCACUAUUCUUUUUUAUUUGCACAUCAGAAAUUCCUGAAAGUAAUGUGAAUCAGAACCACUGGGUUAGUGUAAGGGAAAAUUCAACUGACCAGGUGUCUCACUGCUGUGACGUUGACAAACAGGGAGGUUGCUACAGCAGAUCGACGCACAUGAUGAUUUAAUGUCUUCUUUUCAUAUGCGGUUUGAUGAAGCGCCUCUUUGUAUUAGUUCUGGCUUGUCUUUUUUCAUAUUGUUUUAUGAAACGCCUCUUUGUAUAAGUCUGGCUUUUGUGAACUUGCCGCCAGUUCCAUUUUGAGCACCCGUGCUUAUUUGUAACCUCUGCAGAGCUAUCUAUUAAAAAGCAUCAAAGGUAA
Limanda limanda (common dab) is the source of this 4142-nucleotide messenger RNA. Its product is annotated as ribonuclease inhibitor-like. The coding region runs from base 192 to 2228 and encodes 678 amino acids. The record is from RefSeq and is a predicted model, not a curated record. NCBI's taxonomy places the organism in Eukaryota, Metazoa, Chordata, Actinopteri, Pleuronectiformes, Pleuronectidae. Gene Ontology annotation, molecular function: protein binding. The transcript is spliced from 14 exons.